ACAUCCCCUUUACCUUUUCACCUUGUCACUUAUUUUCUAUUCUUGAACCCCCAUUUUUUUUUACCUUUCUCCUGAACAGAUAUGUCAUCAUGAUUUCUUCCCCAGGUACGCUUCUAUGGAGAUGAUACAAGAUACCCACCCCACCCCCCCGGUUGCCGUCCACACUCACAAAGACUACUGCGUACUCUUUUUUUCUUUUCGAGAAAGGACAUGGGAAUCUGGAGUGAUUCGAUGUGUGAAAUGCGUGAUACGAUAUGUCUGGAUACCAUUUUGGAUUCAAACCCGGGCUGUCCAACGCUUCUCGGUUCUAAUCUUUUCUACUUUUUUUCUCGCUAUGCUAUUCCAAUAUACCACUUGCUUCUCGAUUCAGCCUCUCUCAACCCGUACAGUCUUUUCUAUCUUUGACUCUCACAAGUAUAUCGAGACGAAUUUAUCUAACUUCCCGCUAUUCUGGCCUUAAGUUUGAUGUCUGCUGCUCUGCACGAAUAAUGGUCUUCCUUUCGAGUUUAUUGCCGUGCGUGCUGCAUGAGACAAAACGGGGGUAGAGGCACCACGACGAGCAAAAUAUGGAGGAAAAGGUACAAUCUAAUCACACUACUUUUUUUUCCCGAAGAAAUUGUCCUCCUGUAAGUGAAUGUUUAGUGUGUGUUGACAUGUAUGUAAUGUUUGAUGUGGAUG
Messenger RNA from Aspergillus brunneoviolaceus CBS 621.78, 678 nucleotides. RefSeq lists its product as uncharacterized. NCBI's taxonomy places the organism in Eukaryota, Fungi, Ascomycota, Eurotiomycetes, Eurotiales, Aspergillaceae. Bases 116 to 460 code for a protein of 114 amino acids. The transcript has a single exon. The record is from RefSeq and is a predicted model, not a curated record.